Acaulospora morrowiae is the source of this 803-nucleotide messenger RNA. The record is from the annotation of a GenBank genome assembly. Lineage: Eukaryota; Fungi; Glomeromycota; Glomeromycetes; Diversisporales; Acaulosporaceae.
AUGGCGGAUAGGCUUGAAGGUCAUAUAUCAUCGGAUUCGCGUUCGGAAGAUUUAGAUGAUGCGAUAACAGUUGAACCUCAGGCGCGGCCUUCAAUUGAAGAAUAUGACAACGAAAUGACAUUAACCAGUGACUUCUUUCGAGGCCUUGGUAGACAUGCUCAGCAUCCAGAUAACGAGUUAACGUUAACUGGCGAUUCACCAUUGUUCCGGAAUUUCAACCAGCAAACGUGUCCGAAUAACAACAAUUCAAUACUAACAGGCGAUGCCUCCAUCUUUCAAAGCUUUAGUAAACAGACUCCUUCCUAUUCAGAUUUGUCGAAGGUGUUUGACCAGGACACCAAGCAAUACGCACAAAACGACGACAACCUUGAGAAGCCAUCCGUUAUCCUUGUGACUUCCGAACCGCAGUCUUCUAUCGAAACUCAAAAUAUCUGGUGUCAACUAUUUAAGCCUUUCCUCCUAGAAAUAAAAUCAAAAGCAACAUGGCCCAUGGCAAGGAAAGUUCUCAAGGCGGCUUUUGCUUAUUGGCUUGCCUUCGUGUUUGAUCUCAUUGUGCCCGCAAUGCAAGGCAUAGGGAGUGGCUCAUUCUUAGCAAUCGUGAUGGUUUGCUACUACCAACCAUCGAGAACGUUUGGUUCACUUUUUGAGAGUGCUGGUUGGGGAAUUGUUGGAGCUCUCGUGGCAACAAUAUGGUCCUUACUGGGAAUUUCAAUAUCCAACUUCAUACGUGGUGAUGAAAUAUAUUAUAUUCCAGCUACAAUAGUAAAUCUGACAUUCUUUGCUAUUGGAACGUUCAUCUUGUC